Molecule: messenger RNA, 5209 nt
Organism: Bradysia coprophila
Lineage: Eukaryota; Metazoa; Arthropoda; Insecta; Diptera; Sciaridae
Product: activated Cdc42 kinase-like
Biological process (GO): protein phosphorylation
Molecular function (GO): protein tyrosine kinase activity; protein binding; ATP binding
Source: RefSeq, a predicted model, not a curated record
AAAGAAUGUCGUGAAUGGUCGAUAAAUGGGGUCUAUGUACAUCAGGGAUAGUUGUGAUUUAUUUCGUAAAUUUUGUAGAAAAACUACAACGUUCAAGAACUUAAAUCACCCGUACGGUGUAAUGAUAAUGUAAAUAACACGGCAACACACAACUGACGGGCAAAUAUCUACAUUUAAAUUGGAUAUGAAAGGUUCAUUGUGUGUACAUAGCAUUGGCUAAUGUGUUUUUGUUAACAAAAAAUAUUGUAAACGAAAGUGACGGUAGAUAUAAGAGUGGAGGAUAAAGGAUAAACUAGAGAUCAAUGAUGGAACAAAAACAGCUGGAUCUGUACGAGUUCUUGGUGGAGUCAGAACUGCAGCAAUACUACAACUCAAUCAGAAAUGAAUUAAAGAUCUCUAUGGCAUCGCAUCUAAAGUAUGCCAGCGAUGAAGACCUAAAACAGGUCGGUCUCUCCAAGCCGGAAAUUCGUCGUUUACGCAAAUUUUACGAAAAAUUCUAUCCGCAUGGUUAUUUGAGCAAAAUCAAACGUCUUCUCCAAGUACCCGUUACAAAGGAACAUGGAAUUAUUGUUAAUCCAUCCGUAUCAACCGAAACGGCCAAAUCGGUUGAUUCACCAGCCAAAAUUCCUAACAACAAACACAUUAUUCCAGCCGAUUCAAUUUGUGUGAAUAAGCAGCUAGGUAUUGGUGAGUUUGGAAUUGUUCAGCAGGGUGUCUGGACGAAUGGAACGGAAAGGAUUCAAGUGGCCAUCAAAUGUUUAUCACGUGAACGGAUGCAAUCGAAUCCAAUGGAAUUCCUCAAAGAGGCCGCUAUUAUGCACGCCAUCGAACACGAAAACAUUGUUCGACUGUACGGCGUUGUGUUGGACACGGAAUCGCUGAUGUUGGUCACGGAAUUGGCCCAAUUGCGGUCACUGCUGGAAUGUUUGAAGGAUUCGGGAUUGCGGGUCAGUUUUUUGACGGUUCCAACGCUGUGCGAAUUUGCGAUGCAAAUUUGUAGCGGUAUGAUGUACUUGGAAAACAAGCGGUUGAUUCAUCGAGAUUUGGCAUCGCGGAAUGUGCUGGUGUUCAGUAAGGACAAGGUGAAAAUUUCCGACUUCGGAUUGUCGCGAGCGCUGGGCGUUGGCAAGGAUUAUUACCAAACGAAUUUCAAUGUCAAUCUGAAACUGCCAAUAGCAUGGUGUGCACCCGAAUGCAUAAACUUUCUACGCUUCACUAAUGCUUCGGAUGUCUGGGGCUAUGGCGUGUGCUUGUGGGAGAUGUUUUCAUAUGGUUUUCAGCCAUGGCCAGCUUUCACCGGUCAUCAAAUCCUAGAAGCCAUCGAUCAUCCCAAUUGUCAGCGUCUUGAAGCGCCAGAAUGCGCACCUAAGGAAUAUUAUUCGUUAAUGCUGAAGUGCUGGGAGCACAUUGCCAGCAAACGUCCAAAGUUCAGCGAAAUAUACGCCAUGCUACCAGACAUGAAACCGGAGCAAUUGAAAACCGUCGUCGGUUCGACCGAGCCGGCCAAAAAGGAGUUUCUGUUUUAUCGUCAAAACGAGAUCAUAACCGUGCUGGACAAAUGCACAAAUUCGCCUUACUGGAAGGGUGUUCUCAAUUCGGGCAAAACGGGACUGUUCAAUCCGGCCAACACCGUUACGUAUCUGGGCAGUUUGCCGUCGUCCAGCAACCGUGAUUCGUUUUGCCGGUCGAGCGAUCGGUCCAGCAAACGAAAACUUCGCACGGAAAUGAUUUCUCGUCCGCAAAACGAUCUGAAGCACACCGGCCAUGUUGGCCUGGAUGGUGCUUAUUUCGGAGACAUUGCUUUCAUGUCGAGCGUUCAAAAUUACAAUCACGUGCCUCGCCAAAUCGUUACACCAUACAAACCAUCCGAAGAUAUUGAACAAACGCCAUUGUUACUACCUCCAACACCUACCAGUCCAGAUUCAUUACAAACAGCUAGCGGCUACUUUCCGGAAACUAUGAACGCUGCAUUUAACAGUAAUGGAACAGCCUCUUCAUCCAACAACAACGACAAUUUCAGCUCAGUUUUCGAAUUCCCCAAUCGUUCAUCGUCCAACUUCAGUUCGUCAAAUCCGUUCGUUUUUCAUGACAAUGUUCCAUCCGCUCAACGGCAUAACCUAUCUGAAAAUAGUGCGUUCAUGGAAGAAGAAGGCUACACUAAGGAUCAACGACUGAAAAACCUUAACUGGUCGAACAUGAAUGUACCGGAAACAUCGCACGAAUACCACGAAAUAUCCGACGAUGAAAUGGCACCGGACAAAUUCGAUUUGGGGCCGUCACUGCUGGACGAGAUGGACUUUAUGUUUCGGUCGAUGAGUGCCGGCACCGAUGUACCCAGAUCGCCCGACUUUGAGAAUACCAACAAGAAGAACGAAAUCACGGAACUAACGGCAAAGUUGCAUCGUAAAAUCACAGCGCCUGGUUUGUCGGCCACGCUGGGACCGUUAGCGUCGAAGUCGAAAAAGAAAUCCGGUGCAGUGAAACCGAUAUCGAACAAGGACGAAAAGAUUCUGAACCAGGCCAUUGAUUUUGCAAACGAAAUUAGUGCAAGAUCCAUGACCGAUCUGGUGUCCGAAAAUGCUACCGUCGCACAAAGCCCAAAGCGUAAAUUCAGUUUUCGUUUUCCGAAUCUAUCUCAUCAUAGCAGUAUUGACAAAGAUCAGAGUUCUGCGUCAGCCGGUGGACAUGCGUCAAACACGAACACUCCGACUUAUUCGAAUCGAAGUCGCAACUUCUCGGAGGAAAUAAAGAAUGUUCCAGAUCUGCAGCGCUUCCGGUCACUAACUGAAAUCGAGAAAUAUCAGUCCGACAUUAGAAUCCCAUUGUUCGAUAAAGAGAGUGCCGAUUUUUGCUUUGAAAAGUCCCGUGAACUACUCAGUAAACCCAUUAAUUUAGACGUAAGCGACGGUUGUGAUCCUACCAAAAUAAGUAAAAAGACGCGCGACUUUAUCGGCGAAAACUUACUCGACAUUGAGAAUACGUUGAAAGCGUUGAAUCUAGAUUUCAUGCAAACGUUCAACGAGCUGGAAAAAACCGAUUCAGCUGAAACAUUGUUCGGCGACAUUGGUUACCAAUGUGACGCUCAAGUGAAUCCGAAAAUUCGUAAUUCGGCUGUUAAGCUACCCAAAGCGCAACACAAUUUUAGCGGUGGCGCUAAGGUAGACAUUAGUCCCAAUUCUACAAUUCCGUUCAGCCCGUUGGAUAAACAGCCAUCCAAUUUCAUUAGCGCUCAAUUCUACGGCGAACCAUUCGGCGAUAAAAUCGAAGACAAACGUUCUAGUACACCGGACACUGGCUUCGCAUCUCGUGAAACGAAUACGUCGUCACGUCGCAGUAGUCAGAAAAGCUCAUACAGUCCCCAAGAAUCGCAUUACAGUCCCAGAGAAUUCAAUUUUUCCAAUCAAGACACCCGAGCCUAUAUCAAUGAAAUCGCUCACAACACCAAAAACCAUCCACCGUCACCAAACCGUCCUAGUAUUGUCAACACCAGUAACAAUUCCAUUCAUUCGGUGCAUACGCCAUCCCAAAAUCGUCUACUGGACUUGGAAAAAUCGUUUCCAAGCCGUCAGAGGUCCAUGUCGUUCACCGACAAUUACGACCUAAAAUCGCCGGUACUGUCUGAGCCGCAAAACAAUCGACAACUGAAAUACGGUCCGAGCAUCAUACGCCAAAAGCCACGGAGCUCUGUCGCCUACAAACCGAAAAGUAUUAAAGCGCGUAAUCUGCGGCGACUCAGCUACAACCCAAUUGUUCUGGAAAGUAGCUCUUCAUCAAGCAGUGAAAAUGAGUUUGAUCGCAGCAUAGCCCAUUCCGAGUGUGACAUCCGAUCGACCACAGUAACUUCUCGUCGUCGUCGGCAGUACCUAAAUCGUAAAUUGAACGACAGUUCGAAUGCGCCCGAUAAACUGUAUGGUUCCAAUACCAGCAUCAAGAGCGCCCCUCAGUACAAUUACGUUAGUGAUAGACAAGUGCACAAUUACUUAGAUCAGAAAUUUAGUUUCGGUUACGGUUGUGAGGAUGGUGGUCUUUUCGGCGGCUACAACGAAGGUCCGAUAAUCAACGGAUCGGGUAAAGUUGUCCAUCCAAGAGGCGGCGGCGGCUUUGAAGCGAAAUCCAAAGAGCCGCCAAUGACACACUUCAAUCGCAACAUUUUGUUUUCCGAAUUCGACGUGAGUAAAUUGACCGGAAAAAGUCCGACGACUCAAAGCUUUCUGCAGGAAAUGUUUCCGGCUGGCGAAAGUAAAGUCAGCAAAUCGUCUCCGGGUUUUCAAUGGCCUGAGAAGAUCCACGCGUCGACAGUGAAGCAGAAUGAUUUAAUGUGGCGCCAACAGAAUACUACCGUUGCGAAUCCACCGAAAAUUGCACAAACCCCUUACACUAGUGAUAGUUCCAGUACGGAAACAGAUAUUGUGGCCGAUUUUCCAGAAUAUCAACCGAUCCGUAUGCCACCCAGUCCAGCACCAUAAUUUAGAUAAGAUAGCUUUUAUCCCAGCACUGCUUCUAGCAUGAACAUGGAAAAUAUUCGGAGGCUGAUGAAAUGACUGUAGGCAUUGUAUGAGCUAAAAUAUGCAAUACAAACAAUCCUAAGCGGCAGCUCUCAUCACUAAAACCUCCAAAUUUAACACUUGCCAAUUGAGUGGUCAUGCUAGUAGCAGUGCUGUGCCUUUAUGAAUAAUAAUCAGAUUUUAAGAUCCGCCACAUUUUGGAGAGGGUUAUUUAGUGGUUUCAAAUGUCAUUAUACGUAAACAGUUAAACGUUUCAUUUUUCGUUGAAAAAUUAUUUUUUCAACAAUUUGGUCUAAAUCGAAGGAAUACAAAGAUUAAGUAAUUUAGAUAUUUCUGACAAUUAAAACAAAAUUAUAUGUAAAAUAAUGUAACUUUUAGGGAGCGUUCACUUCUUUUACCACUGCUCUGUCAGCUAAAACUCAGGGUUACUCGGGAUUUUAUCAUCAAGAUUAUGCCUUUCCUUGGGCUGUAAGUAUGAGAACCUAAUUAGAAUAUUGACGAAUCACGAGUCUCUCGCUUUCUUUCAACAGUACACAGCCCUUUCUCAAGUAAACGGAAGUUGAAGCGAAGCGCAUAGUGUGUCAUUGAAUGAAUACAUCUGACUAUGGCGGUCCAAUAUUACCACCAGAAAAUAUUGACAUUCAAGUGCUUUAACCAUUCGUAAUAGAUCACUAAAAUGACCGCUGGCGUGACGAUCGACGGUU